Molecule: messenger RNA, 910 nt
Organism: Ipomoea nil (Japanese morning glory)
Lineage: Eukaryota; Viridiplantae; Streptophyta; Magnoliopsida; Solanales; Convolvulaceae
Exons: 3
Coding region: 2-646 (214 amino acids)
Source: RefSeq, a predicted model, not a curated record
CAUGGUGGAUCCGGUGACUAUUAUCUCCAUCAUUUCCGGCCUUGUGGCAGCAUCGAAUUCUGGAGCAAGUAUGGCGAAAGUUUUUAUCGAAAUUUUAGAAAAGAAAGGGAGUCGAAGGAAACUAAAUACAGAAGCUUCGAAUGCACUUGCAGGAAUUAGUUCCAUGAUUGGCAAAUCAAUUCCAGUGUUUGACGGGAGUGACUAUGAGAUAUGGAGCAAAAUGAUGAAGGCUUUGCUUAUAUCCCAUAAUCUCUGGGACUUGGUGGAAGAAGGGUACAAAGAGAAAGGGCGCAGGGCUAAGGCUUUAAAAAAAGAUCGGGAAAUGGAUUCCCUGGCUUUGCUCAUUAUCCUGCAAGCAGUUAACAAAUCAGUUCGUCGCUGCACCAUUCAUGCAAACACCUCAAAAGACGCCUGGGAUGCAAUACAAAACAAAUUUCAAGACAACAGCUGGAAAUCAUAUUUAAGAGACUUUAUUGUGGGUGUAGUUGGUGUCGGUAUAUUAAUGGUAGCUGCAAUGGGAAUUAUAGGUUUCUUCGUUGCAAUCUUCUUGAAGCACAAACUUAUUACCCUACACAGACAACAGGUAAUAUACUACCUGAUUGUUUGUGUUUCAAUAAUAUUAGCCAUUGGAAUUAUACUGUGGUGACUCUACCGUUUGCUUAAUUGUGUGCUAUGCUUUUUCUUCUUCUUUUCUCAAAUACUGCUUAUUGAAUCAGUGAGUUAAACCCUUGCAGACAUUCUAUGCUUUUUUUGUUUGUGAGAUUGGUGUAGUAUUAUGAGAGGAACAAAGAUUUUGAAUUGAAUUAGAUUGGAGUUUUAUGAGUUAGUUUGAAAAAUGGAGAUUGUUUGUAUUGUAUUUGGGUAAUAUAUUAUUGGGUGUGUUGGAUAUUUUCUAAUUGUGCUUUUAUUU